Molecule: messenger RNA, 486 nt
Organism: Arachis duranensis
Lineage: Eukaryota; Viridiplantae; Streptophyta; Magnoliopsida; Fabales; Fabaceae
Product: protein MAIN-LIKE 2-like
Exons: 3
Coding region: 1-486 (161 amino acids)
Source: RefSeq, a predicted model, not a curated record
AUGGAUGAAGAAGAAGAGAUGGGUUUGAGUUUAUGGAUGUUGACAUGUGAUUAUUCAGUCCCUCCGAAUCGGUACAAUGAUAAGUCGAAAGGUGGCACCCAGACACACAUCUUUCACCUUUCGAUUGGUGAAUGUGCUGUGACGCUGGAAGAUGUGGCUAUAAUUCUUGAUCUUCCGAUGGACGGUCUUUCAGUCACAGGAAUGACUAUGAGUAGUUUUGAUGCCUUAGAGGAGGAGUGUUUGUAUCAAUUUGGGGUUGCAUUGAGAAAGUCGGACUGUAGAGGAAGUUGCAUAAAACUGACGUGGAUUCGGGAUCUAAAAGAACGUCUACAGUUGACUGAUGAAAAUAGUAUACAGAGAUACGUGAAGUGCCACAUUAUGUUGUUGAUCGGUACGAUCUUGUUUGGAGACAAGUCUGGGACAUUUGUGCAUUGGAAGUUUCUAUCUUUGCUUCGUGAUUUUGGCAGUAUCAGACAGUAUAGUUAG